This is a messenger RNA of Centruroides sculpturatus (bark scorpion), 4016 nucleotides long. RefSeq lists its product as uncharacterized. The record is from RefSeq and is a predicted model, not a curated record. The transcript is spliced from 4 exons. NCBI's taxonomy places the organism in Eukaryota, Metazoa, Arthropoda, Arachnida, Scorpiones, Buthidae. The coding region runs from base 325 to 2355 and encodes 676 amino acids. Gene Ontology annotation, cellular component: cytoplasm.
UUCGAAACAAUUCCAAAACACUAUUCUUCUAAUGCGCAUGUCGGAGGAGUUAGCAUGCUAUUUCGUAUCUGAAUAUUUGCGGAUUGUUAAUCAUUUUGCGAUUUACUCUGUGAUAACGAAAAGGGCAUGCUACAUCGAUAUAAACUUCAUAAAAUUAUAAUUAUUAUUCCAGUGAAACUUUAAUGAUUUCGCCGAACGAAUAUCUUUAGCUCGACAGUAACUGGUUUGACUUUUCUACAGUACUUGAAAAAUGAGGGAGAAAUAUAACUAGGACAUUCUUUUCUCAUCAAGCAACAUUCUAUCUCCUGCAUAAAUGGCGUGGUAAUGUCUCAUCAAGUUAACUACUUGAAGAUGUCUCGAGGUGAAGAAGUACGUCAGCGAAUAUGCCAGAAUCAUUUGGCGUAUCUUAAUCAAGAAGAAACACCUACAAAAUUAGAACAGAGAUGUAAUUUGGAGGGCCUUAUUGCUGAAUUUUUGUCUUUAGUGCCUCAUAACCAAAAGUUCAGUUGUCCAAAAAUUGGAGAUGUUUUACAUCGGAGUAUUCAAGAAAAUCCAAAUUUUAGUAUUUAUAAAGGAGCUACAGCUUUUCAAGCCUUAGAAAAAUAUGCUACUAAUUUAUUAAGUCAUCCCUGGAGGAAGGAAUAUAAAAUUGUUAAGUUAUACAGUGGAUAUUUUAAGCACACUGUUGACACACAAUUACUUAAUGCAGAAUCAAUUUUUAUUUUAUUGGGAUAUGAAAAACAUAAUGAAGUCCUCUUUUUUGAUGGUCCUAUUGAUCCUGAUCAUGUAACUCAAGUUGCACUUGAUUGUUUAAUUGCAUAUGUGGAAUGCCAGGUUAUGAUACAGAUAUGUGAAAAAAUUACAAAUUACAAGUGUACUUGGGAUGAAGUACAUCAAGUACGUGAAGAUUAUGUUUGUGGAAUAGAUGAAGCUGUUCGUAUUUUACAGCAGUUAAAACGAGCAGAAAUGGCAGAAGAAAAACAUUCUUUUGAAAGACAGCAGUUAAAAAAUGCUUCAAAGGACUAUACGUUGUCCAGUCUUAAUGUUUCUCAAAGUAUGCCACAUACAGGAAUUUUAGUUGAUUUAUCAAAUACUUGGCCAAAUCUUUCUCAUUCAGAUAUGAUUCCGCCACCACCUUCACUACCACCUAGUCAGUUUGAUAGUGUUUCUCAUCCUACAAAACAAAAAGCUGAAAGAACAGCUGUUUCUCAUUUAAGGUCACCUUCUUGGAGUGAAGGUGUUUCUUUACAAUUGGAUAGACAACGACAAGUAAGGAGAAAAGGUUCACGAUCUGAUGAAAUUGAUGACUUAUGGAGCCCUAUGUCAAGUUGGUCAGGCCCUAAUAGAAUAGGAGAUUCAUCUAUGGACAGGAUAGAUGAUUCUCUAGAUCUUUAUAUGCCAAUUCCGAAACCAAAUUUUCAAGAAAAUAAUUACAUUUCAGGAUUCACAGAUUUUGAUAGAAAUGCUGCCAGAAUGAGUUAUAGUCAACCACCACUUUUCAAAAACGUAUAUAGUAAUCCAUAUGAUUUUAUGCCUCAUUUUCAUCCUCAUGCUAAUUUUUCAUUUAUGCCUCAUCCAGAUAUUUUUAUGAAUAAUACUAGGCAGUGUCAAUGUUAUACAUGUUGUGAACAAUCAGCAAUGUAUUCUCAUAAAGAUAAAUUAGGAAACAUUGAAGCAAAAGAAAAAUAUAGAAAAAUGGAAAAACAAGCAUCACCUUGUGUUGCAGGAGCUUUUCACCAGCUAUCUUUAGAUAAUUAUCAGCAGCUAUCUAAACCUUGGAAAAUGCCUUCUGAUAAAUUGCAAAAAAUUGAAAACCAUAACACAGUUGAAAGUAUUAUUAAUGAUGAUAAUUCUAUUAAUUCUGAUGUAAAUAAUCGAAAAAUGCAUAAUACAAAUAAAAGAACAAGUUUCUAUGAUAAUCUUGCUCAUGAUGCAGAACUGUCAUUUACUGAUAUUAUAAGUACUAAAGAUGAUGAUGGUGUUUCAACAUCUCAUACAAAAAAUGUAUCAUACAAAGGAAUUUCUGAAAAAUAUCCUAAUUCAAGAAAUAAUAAAGUGGUUUCUGCAGUAGAGCUUCCAAACAACAGUGUCUUGCAAAAUACGUUGGAUUCUAGUUCAGUUCCUCAAAAAGAAUUGGAUUCAAAUAAAUGGUCAUGUUCCUUUUGCACAUAUUUAAAUUCAUCUGGUAAAAAAAUCUGUGAAAUGUGUGGACACAGCAGGUUUACUGGAGCUGAAAGUAUGCCCUUAGUAAGUGGUGGAAGAGAAUGUCCACAAUGUACACUAGUAAAUGAUAAAGAUGCUAAAAUUUGUUCUGCAUGUGGUACAAGUUUAAAAGAUUCUCCAACAUACAUAUAAAAUAAUAAAUAAUUUACUAUUGGAUUAUAAUUAUUUAAAUAAAAUCAUACAAAUAAUAUUUCUUAGAUAAAAAAAAAAGUUGCAAAAUUAUUCAUCUCAUUUUGAGAAGAAAAAUAAAAAAGAACAAUAUUUCUUCAUUAUCUUCAACUACAAAGUAUUAUAUGUGAUGUAAAAUUUCUGUAAUCAAUAAGUAAUGCAAGACUCAAAACAAAUUGUGAUUUCAUUCAUUUUUUAUUUUUUUGUCUUGUGAAAUUUUAAAUUAUUUUGUUCCUAAAAAAGAUUAUAAUUAGUAGUUUAUUUUGGAAUGUUUGCACAUGAAUAUUUUUUAUUUGUAUUAUUAAGUCUUCCAUUGAGUGUCUGUUGAGAUAGUUGAAUGAUUCAUUGUCCAGUAUUGAGGCACAAAACUUCUCUACAAUAAAAGAGUGAAAUAUUUAUUAGAACUAACAAAAAAGGCCCUUAAUAUUAGCAGUGCCUUUUUGUUAAAACUUCAGAAUAUUUUUUUGUGCUUUUAACAGGCCAAUAAAAUUAUAAAAAGUUGUAUUAUUUAACAGAGAUUUUUAAAAUGUAAAAUCUAUUUAAAAAAUGUUAUGAAUUUAUUAUGAAAAGUAAACUUUGUUGUAAUUGCAAUGUUUUGUUGUUAUGCCAAAAGAAAAUGUUUAGAUAGUUUUGUUUAUAUAUUGUAUAUAAAAAUUUAGUUUGAUUUAUGAAUAUUAAAAAACAGUGAUUUCUCUCUCUUGGAAAACAAACUGUUAUAAUAAUAUAUUGCUUACCAUCUCAAAUUCAAACUGAACACACAAUCAAUGAAUCAAGAUGUGGAAUUUGAAAUGUUCUCUCACGUGAAAAGUUUAAAUAACUUAUUUCAGUUACAUGUGCAAUUAAUUUUGCCAUAAUAUACACUUUCAUGUUGUGUUAUGGCAAAAUACCAGGCACACAAUAGAUAUAAUAAAUAUCUAGAAAUGUUUAAGGUAUUUAACUAAUCUUUAAAUAUUGAAGUACAGCCAAGAUGGUAUUAAAUACAAGGUGUUCCAAAAAAGAUGAUAAAAAGUAAAUGAUUACCAAACAAAAACAACAGCAAAAAACCACACAAAACCAAAUGUAGUGAUGAUAGAAGUGAUAUUAGCAGGUGUUCAGAAUAUUUGCAAUUUAUAGUUAGUUUUAAUCAGGUCCAAAAUUCUGUUAGUACACAAUAGAUGUCAGAAUUCAGUGCAUUAAUCUCAUGUAAUGAUUAAUUUGAGAUCCUCAAGUGAAUUGGGGGCAUUCUGAUAAACUAUCUUUCGGAUAGUCGUGCAGAUUAAGGUCUGGGUUGUAUGGGGCCAGUAAAUUCCACAAUUUUUUGGAAUCCAAUGUAAUGGUGAACUCAUUGAAUGCUGUUUUCAGCCACAAAAAGACAUUACUCUCCUGUGGGGAUGAAUUCCAUCCUGUGUGAACCAACAUUGGCGAAUCAUGUUGUGACAAUAAGUUUCAGAUGCAAAGUCUUGUUCCAGCAAUGCAUGAUAUUUUUAUAAGUAAUUGUACCAUCUAUGAAUGAUGGACUAACAAUUCACUUUGAUGAAAUGGCACUCCAUAGAGUGAUCCCUUGUGGAUGAAAAAGCAAGACAAAAAUUUUCUUUAAAUAAUCGUUCUUCCAGAGUCCGGGAUUCCAUCUUCAAAAUUAUUCAAAC